AUGGCCGACGCCGCCCCACUUUGCCGCCUCGCACCGCCUGCCAAAGGGUGGACCCAGCGACGACCGCAGCCUGCCGCCUUUCCGCGACCCUCGCGACUGGCAACCGCCGAGCCACGGCGGGCCCGGCCAACAUCGAGUCGCAUCGCCCGAGACGUCGGGUGCCAUGAGCCCUCGCACCUCGCGCUUGCCCCGCUCACGCUCGCGCCCGGCCGGCCCGAGGGCACGCAGCUGGGCAAACGGCCGAUGGACGAGGCCGACGACGACCUCUACCGCCCUCUGCCUCGCGCUCACGCCGUCUCUCCACGACGGACAAACGCCUUGCAAUACUCGUACCGAGAUGCUCCCGAAAGCGAAGACACCUACCGAGGGCCCGGGAUGCCGCGGCGGCCGAUCGAAAAGAACGGCGCACCCUCGCUGGCACCAGAAGAGGAUCGGUACUGGCCACGGCCCGUCGAGAACAGCCCGGACCCCAGGUUCUCUGGUCCCCCUCUGCCCACGGGGGACGAGGGCUUCGAGCAUUCGAGGUCGGGACGGGCCUCUUACCCUGGCAGGCUCUCCGAGGGAGAUGGCUACCCACCGCGCCCGCGCGACGACGGGAUCCUCGCCCGAGACAGGUCGGGGCCGUGGCGCGACUGGGAGGGUCCUGCGCCGCACGCAACUCAGCAUCGCUUCGGCGCCUCGUACCCCUCCGACUUCCACCAUGGUGCCAAGUCGGAGCGACGCGACGGCGAGCCAGGAUUCGGCCCCGAAGAUCGCCGUAGAGGGACGAUCGGCGCCUUUCCCGAGGGCCUGGCGCCUGGCGGCCCAGGAUACGGUGCCCAGGCUGUCCGGUCCCCCGUGCCCCCCUUCGCCUCGCCGCGAGACUUCCAUCCCGGUCCGCCGCCGCCGCGGUCUGGUUUCCCCGCAGGGCGCGAGGGUCCUCCCCCCGGCCCUUCGGGCGCCACGAUGCCCCUCGCACCUCCCCUUGCUCGGCCUGCCUCGACCGUCGGACUGAUGUCGGUGCCCGGAAGUGCAUCUGCUGGCCCGGUCCCAGCACCGACCCCGGCCGCGGCUGCGGCGACGCCGAGCGCCAACCGUCGUGUCGCCCACCUCCUCUCCGAGCAGCGACGGCGCGAGUCGAUCAACACGGGCUUCGAGGAUCUUCGCCAGACGUUGCCCGCUUGCCGCGACGGUCAGGACAGCAAGGCGACUGUGCUACGCCGGGCGGUAGAGUACAUCCACGAGCUCGAGUCGAUCAUCCAGCAAACGCAUCGCAUGCGUGCCAAUAGCGGCGGGGUCGACUUUGACUCGCGCAGCCCGCCUCGCGACCACGACCCCUACGGCGGCCACCAUCACCCUGGGCGGCCGGAUCACGAUCCCCGUGGCAACCCAGGACCCAGAGGCGGCGGAUCCUCCCGGCGAGACACGGCCAGCAGCGGACACUCGGACGACCGCACCAUGAUCAACGGCGUUCCUGGCCAUUCCUACCGCCGCGACAUGGAAGCUUACCGCGCCGGGCCGACGCAGCCCCUGCCUCCGUCGCCCCUUGGCCGCGUCCCCGGCGGGCCAGAGUACGAUCCGAUGGCCGCUCCCGCUCCAUACGACGGCUGGACUGCUGACCCGGGCAGACAACCCGGUCACUUUGCCGCGCCUCAUGAGGACACUCGCCACGGUCAGCUCGGUCUGAAGCGAUCCAACUCGGACCCAGAGGAGAGCGAGGCCGUGGCGCGAGUGCGCAGGAAGCUCGGCGAGGUGGAUGGGACGCCGCAGCACUCGCCUUCGGGAUCGCCGCAGAUCAGAUCGCCAGCGACGGCAUCCUCUACCUCGAGGCGAUCCGAGUACCGCCUGCAGCGCGAAGGGGGGGACGCCAUCGCUGCUCCCCGCUCCGCCGAGGCGGGUGGCGAGACUAAUUCCAGCAGCAACGGCGCCAGCAUACGAUUGCGUACAGGGCUUGGCAUCGAGGCGGCGCAGCGUGCCGAGGAUGGUUCGAGCCACUCGGCCGUACCUCGGAGGGCUAGCAACAGCAUCUUCAUCGAGAGGCGGCCGACAUAA
This is a messenger RNA of Pseudozyma flocculosa PF-1, 2031 nucleotides long. RefSeq lists its product as uncharacterized. Gene Ontology annotation, biological process: positive regulation of transcription by RNA polymerase II. Gene Ontology annotation, molecular function: DNA-binding transcription factor activity; protein dimerization activity. Lineage: Eukaryota; Fungi; Basidiomycota; Ustilaginomycetes; Ustilaginales; Ustilaginaceae. The coding region runs from base 1 to 2031 and encodes 676 amino acids. The transcript has 3 exons. The record is from RefSeq and is a predicted model, not a curated record. Gene Ontology annotation, cellular component: RNA polymerase II transcription regulator complex.